Messenger RNA from Schizosaccharomyces cryophilus OY26, 4146 nucleotides. Its product is annotated as succinate-CoA ligase beta subunit. Gene Ontology annotation, biological process: tricarboxylic acid cycle; succinyl-CoA metabolic process. The record is from RefSeq and is a predicted model, not a curated record. Gene Ontology annotation, cellular component: succinate-CoA ligase complex; mitochondrion. The coding region runs from base 1132 to 2433 and encodes 433 amino acids. Gene Ontology annotation, molecular function: succinate-CoA ligase (ADP-forming) activity; ATP binding. The transcript has a single exon. Lineage: Eukaryota; Fungi; Ascomycota; Schizosaccharomycetes; Schizosaccharomycetales; Schizosaccharomycetaceae.
UUUCUAUCCAUCGAAAUAUGCUAAAGGGAAAGUGGUUGACAAUUCGUAUCAGAAAAUUGGAGAAAUUUAGGCAAGGAAACGGAUUCUGUGCGCUUCUGCAAUUCAUGAGGUGUCUGUGUAUGACGACGCUCUAAAAAAAAAAGUUAGUUCCCCUGGGACACUGGAUAUAGGUCCAUAAAAAAAAGCUUCAUUGGCAUGCUCCUGGCUACUUUCAUUCAUGUUUCAUUCUUUACUAUUUCGCGUAUCUCGAUAUGAUAGUAUUGGGAUUUGUAUAAUAAAGUGUAUUAUUAUACUAGAUGUAUACUAUAAUAAAUAUAUGGCAAUAUCAAAAUAGUACGUUAAUCUAUCGAAGAUGGGACUUUUUGCAUUUUUUUAUAGCAAGAGUAAGAAGAUUGGAUUCAUCCAUAAAGAAAAUGAAACCCUUGAUAUCAUUUGUGCAUCCUCGAACGAUGACUCGACUUCGACUUCUUAAGGGAGAGCAAGAAGCGAUGACUCAUGACAUUCGAAAUGUCAGAAUGAAUAUAAAAAUACACUUUCCUUUUCUACUCAUUGCUUAAAUUUGCGUUUCAACUAGGCGGAAGCUCCCAACGAAGACUGAAGAAUCGAAUCAUUUUACAGCGUCCCUACUAGGUAGAUUAAUAUGUUACCAGUAAUUUGCAAAAAGGAAAAGACGAUAGCUUUCACCUUCCUAUUCUUUCAAUUCUUUCAUUUUCUUUCUUUCUUCCUAUUUGUCUUUAUGUCUAGCCUUGCUAUUUCGUCGUUUCCCUUUUGUACAAGGAUUGGAUUGUAAUCAAAGAGAUAUUCCCCGUAACUGUUCACUUCAUAAUCCUUUUCUUUUCUUUUCCAUCUCUUUCAAUCCCUUUUGUUUCCUUUCAACGCUAGUUCCUUUGUUUACUACUUACCGAGCGGAAUGGAAUCCUCGUUGGGCAUACAGUGUUACUUGGGAAGUUAAACAACUCUGAGCAGGCUUCAGCCAGCUAACAAUUACCAAGAAGUCUUUAGUUUUUGGGGAACGUCUCCAGCUUCUUGGAAUAUCUAUUGGAUUUAGUUACGUGUUUCUCGUAUAUCCUUCAGUUCACUCUUUGUAAUUUUACUGAAUUUGGCUUUGAUUUAAGAAAUUUGUCGUGCAAUAUGUUGUCAAGAAGUAUUUUAAGAAAAACGGCACGUACUUUUACUCCUCAUGUGCAGAAGCGCAACUUGGCUCUUCAUGAGUAUCUUUCACACGACGUUCUUAGAAAGUUCGACGUUGAUGUUCCCCGUGGUGGUGUCGCCAGAACGGGGGAAGAAGCGGAGAAAGUUGCUCGUAAUCUUGGUGUUAGUGAUUUGGUUGUGAAAGCCCAGGUCUUGGCUGGUGGUCGUGGUAAAGGUCAGUUUGAAAGUGGUCUCCGGGGCGGUGUUCGUCCCGUCUAUGAUCCUACUGAAGCAAGAAUGUUUUCCGAGCAAAUGAUUGGCCAUAAGCUCAUUACCAAGCAAACUGGUCCUGCUGGCAAGCCUUGUAACAGUGUUUACGUUUGUGAACGCAAAUACGUUCGCCGUGAAUACUACUUUGCCAUCUUGAUGAACCGUGAUGAACAGUGUCCCAUGAUUGUUGCUUCCGAUCAAGGUGGUGUCGAUAUCGAGGGUGUCGCUGCUGAAAACCCCAGUGCCAUUAUCAAACGCUCCCUUCCUAAUACUCCUACUUUGGAUCGCUCUAUCGCAGAUGAAGUCGUUACCAAGCUUGGUUUCACUCCUGCUUGUAAAGAACAAGCAAUCGAUGCUAUCACCAAACUAUACAAGGUGUUUAAUGACUGCGAUGCUACGCAAGUUGAAAUUAACCCUCUCGCCGAAACUACCGAUCAAAAGGUUCUUUGUAUGGACGCCAAGCUUAGCUUCGAUGACAAUGCAGAAUUCCGUCAUCCUGAUAUCUUCGCUCAGCGUGAUAUUACCCAAGAAGAUCCUGAUGAGGCUCAAGCUGGCAAGGUUGGCUUGAACUUUAUCAAAUUGGAUGGUAACAUUGGUUGCCUUGUUAAUGGUGCUGGUCUUGCCAUGGCCACUAUGGACAUUAUUAAGCUUCAUGGUGGUGAACCUGCUAACUUUUUGGAUGUCGGUGGUAAUGCCAAUGCCGAGGCUAUCCGUAAGGCCUUCUCCCUCAUUACCAAGGACAACAAGACUACUGCCAUUUUUGUUAACAUCUUCGGUGGUAUCGUUCGCUGCGAUGUCAUUGCCCAGGGUCUUAUCUCUGUCGUUUCUGGUUUGAAUCUCAACAUUCCUAUCAUUUGCCGUUUACAAGGUACUAACCAGGAUGCUGCCAAGGAUGUUAUCAACAACUCUGGUCUUCGUAUUUUCUCUUUCGACGAUCUUGAUGAAGCCGCCCAAAAAGCUUGCCGUUACAGCCGCGUCGUUGAAAUGGCUCGUGAAGCCAAUAUCAACGUUAGUUUUGAGCUUCCUCUUUGAUUUUCAUUAGUAUUAUCUUCAACUUAACAACCCCCUCUCUAAUGAUUUCUACUUAGCGGUUACUAAUUUUACAGCGAAAGCAUAAACCUUCUUUACGUAAUCUUAAUUCAUUUUUAUUAUGCAGUCAUAUAUCGUUACAAAACCAGUAAAUUCGUAAACUUAUUAUUUAUCGUAAAUGAAGUGUUCUUGGUCAUUCCUAUAAAUAAUUUCUUUUCAUUCCAUACUCUCAUAACUUAGUGUCCCUUUCCUAACAACCAAAAAUGUACGUAUUUUUUUAUCUCCUUUUUCGACAAAAUGUACGUGUUCUUGACGAAGACUGAUUUCUGCAACCAUUAUAAUAGCAUCACAAGGCCAUUACACGAACUAUCUCAGUUCUAUUUCAAAACCAACAACUUGUUUUCAAAUCUGGCAACUUUUCGAAUAACCUUCUGAAUGACCGUACGAUUUCUGGUGUCUGCUUUAAACUUGGCUUGAAAUAGAUGAAUCAAAUCUUUAAUAGUGAUAGGUCCAUUCCUGAGAGCUUCUAUGACUUCGGCAUCAGUUAUGAGAUUGGAAUCGUCUGUAGGUACAUUCGCUGCUCCCUCUGCUCCAACAGUUGCAUCAGACGCGGGAGCAGUAGUUAUUUUAGGACGAAGAGGAGGAAAGUCAGAAGCAAACCGGGAAAGUUUUUCACUUGAGAUUCGUAAAACAAGAUAUCCGGGUCCUUUAACGAUAGGCUCUGAAGUCCUUGAUUGUACAAAAGACUGAGAAGGCGAACUGAGUCGAGAGACUGGACGUUGAGGACUUAAAUUGGUACUAGGGGUACCCAACGGUUUGGGGGUAGUAGCUUUUGAAGCUGAAAAACGAGAUUUAACUUUUUCUUCACGCUUCUGUAACUCUUCUUCUUCUUUAAGUACCUCUUCUUCGCUGCUAGCCUCGUUGGGUGAAGCAUAAGGGUUCUCAUCUUCCUCGUCACUUUCAUAAGCCAGAUUUUUCUCAAGUAAUUUGAGAUAACGUUGAAGUUUUUUACCUUCAUGAGAUAUCUGGCGUUCUUGCUCCGCUUCAACGUUAGGUUCUUCAGCUUCACCAAAUAAAUUGGCAGUAAGCAUUUCUUUUUUCAUCUUGUCUUCCAACUGUUUAUUGUCCUCCUCAUUGCCUUCCAUAAUCGGCGCUUCCUCGUCGUCUGCAAACUCUUCAUCAAAAUCUAAUUCAUCAUCACUUCCCGUAGCCCUAGGUCCAGAAACGGUACGAGCAUUGGGAACUGUUUUGAGGUGGUACAUAGGCGAAGCAGUGCCCUCCGAAGAUCCUUCUUGCUCAUUAUCUUUUUUCAUAAACCAUCGAGGAAUUGGAGUCUUUUUAUUCAUCUAAAAAAUUGUUAAUAAAAUAAGGUAAUAACCCAUAAACUUACCUUGGCCUCGGCUUCAUCAAUAGAGAGAGUUUGAAAAUUAUUACGCUGAUUGAAUCGAUAGAAACGAUCGGCUGGAAUAACCUUGAAUCCAUUCUCCUAAACUUGUUAGCAAAAAAACCCUUUCAUUUUACACAGGAAUGGCUUGUUGGAGAAAUUUCUCCAAUGAAAAAACCUACAGAAAACAUAAACAAGACAUAGGCAGAGGAUUGACCGCCUUCCAUAGUGCUAACCCAAGUGUUUUUUCCUUCAAAAUCCUCCAUUAUCCAAGGCGAUAAUUCUUCUUCUUGGAGUCUGCGGACUUGUGGAUCCACCUUGACAACUUGGCG